AUAAAAACGAAAGGAAUUGGCUGAUGGACCUUUGGCCUUCAAUGGUCCAUUCUUCACUUCCCUUGUGUGUACUGAUUUACAAAAUACUAUCUUACAAUGCUUAUUCCAACGUCAACUUCAGAUCUUUGCCCUAGUAAAAUCUUACAGAGACGUGCUGAAAGCUCAGAGGUUUCUACACUGGAUUCGUUUAGAAAUUGGGACACAUGUAUGGACAACAAGACGUGUAAGAUCGUUGCGAUAGUCGGGAUUAUCCUUGCCGUGAUUAUGGUAUUCUGGCUAUUGAGCGGCAUCAUACGCUGUUGCUGUUGUGGUGUUAAAGGUCUCUUUGGUGCACUUUGCUGCUGCAUAAUGUGUUGUAAUCAGGCGAGGGAAAGAGACCGUAUAGAGGAGAAACCUUUGAGACAGUCAGCUUAUGACAAUCCACACAUGUAUCCGAAGCAGGUGGUCUACGACAAUGGCUAUCAGUGGGAGAAUAAUGGUGGAUACAGGCAUUACAACCAACAAGCGACGCAAAUGAACUAUUCACAAGGAACUGUUGAUGGUGGUCGACAUUAUUGAAUGGCACAACAAGCAGAGUGUCAAAAUUUUCAAAUAAGAUAUGGAAUGUAUG
Williopsis jadinii is the source of this 610-nucleotide messenger RNA. RefSeq names its product Pin2p (gene PIN2). The transcript has a single exon. Gene Ontology annotation, cellular component: cellular bud neck; plasma membrane. The record is from RefSeq and is a predicted model, not a curated record. Lineage: Eukaryota; Fungi; Ascomycota; Saccharomycetes; Phaffomycetales; Wickerhamomycetaceae. The coding region runs from base 97 to 558 and encodes 153 amino acids.